AUGUCAGGCGCCGCAGCAAUCGUCGUGCCAGCAAUCAAAAGACACACCUCCACUGUCAUAGUGGCACAUGGUCUUGGUGAUAGCGGCGCAGGAUGGCACUUUCUCGCAGAGGAGUUCCGCAGGAAGUCACACUUCCCAGAAACCAAAUUUGUAUUUCCAAAUGCGCCGAACAUACCAAUCACAGUCAACAUGGGCAUGAAGAUGCCAGGAUGGUAUGACAUCGCAGACUUUGGCGAUCUCGUCGACCGCAGUGAAGACGAAGCCGGCAUCCUUCGCUCUCAGAAAGUCUUCCACACUUUGAUCGAGGAUGAGAUCAAGAGUGGCAUUCCCACAGAACGAAUUGUGCUAGGAGGCUUCAGUCAAGGCGGCGCAAUGAGCUUAAUGGCCGGCAUCACGUCCCCAACGAAGCUUGGUGGCAUCUUCGGUCUCUCCUGCUACCUCCUGUUGCAAGGGAAGGUACGAGACCUGGUUCCAGCAGACUCUCCCAACCAGAAGACGCCUGUCUUCAUGGGUCACGGCGACGCCGAUCCUGUCGUAAGAUAUUCUUGGGGCAAGGCGACAGCUGACAAGCUUAAGGAGUGGGGCUGGGAUGUUGACUUCAGGACAUACAAGAACCUGCCACACAGCGCCGGUCCGCAAGAGAUAGAGGACCUGAGGGAGUACCUGCAGCAACAAAUACCCGACCUUGGCGAGAAGGACAGCGGAAGUCUAUGA
Molecule: messenger RNA, 714 nt
Organism: Fulvia fulva
Lineage: Eukaryota; Fungi; Ascomycota; Dothideomycetes; Mycosphaerellales; Mycosphaerellaceae
Product: Acyl-protein thioesterase 1
Exons: 3
Coding region: 1-714 (237 amino acids)
Biological process (GO): protein depalmitoylation
Cellular component (GO): cytoplasm
Molecular function (GO): carboxylic ester hydrolase activity; palmitoyl-(protein) hydrolase activity
Source: RefSeq, a predicted model, not a curated record